This is a messenger RNA of Octopus sinensis (East Asian common octopus), 2136 nucleotides long. RefSeq lists its product as uncharacterized. Gene Ontology annotation, biological process: signal transduction. The record is from RefSeq and is a predicted model, not a curated record. Gene Ontology annotation, molecular function: protein binding. Bases 448 to 1632 code for a protein of 394 amino acids. NCBI's taxonomy places the organism in Eukaryota, Metazoa, Mollusca, Cephalopoda, Octopoda, Octopodidae. The transcript is spliced from 5 exons.
AUAUAUUUACAAGACCGGCCAAUUCGGCACGAAGAGGAUUAGUAUAGGGCAGAGGGAGAUGCAAGUCCUUAUUUCGAGUUUAAAUCUCACCAGAGAUUUACUUUCUAUCCUUCAAGAGAUUCGUAAAGAACAAAAAAUACCAAUUAAUUACUGUGGCUUGUUUAAUAUAUAUGAUCUUUGGUGGGAAUGGAAUGCUGUCGGACUCAGAGAUACGAGCAGCAACAGAUAGGAACAGGAACACAACUUCGUCGAACUCUCGCUGUCAAAGGAAGUAACUCUACUUCAGUUCCUUGUUGCCUGCGCUUAAACCGAGACACUUGUAACAGUUUUGUUCGUUAAUUAUAGAUCUUACUUUUACCCGGUUGAAAAUAUAUUCUAUUUUCCUGACGUUCACUUUUUUUGUUUAUCCGAGUCAACUUAUUUUAAAUUCAACAGAUUUAAGAAAUCAUGGAAAUACCUGAGAAGAUUGCUGAUAAGCUGGUGAGAGAAGUCGACGCUAGACAGUUGCUGAGCGAACUAAAAGGUUUAAAUCCUAUGACUAGUGAAGGAAUAGAAUGCACAAUUGAAAGACACGGCCGUAAAUUGGGCAUGAAGGAACUUAUAAGAGAACUUCCUAGAUUUGACAAUUGGGAUUGUAAUUUGGUGAAAGCAUUGAGAUCUAAUGCCAUAAAUAAGAAAGCUAUUGCUAAUGAAUUCAGCCAAUGGAUUUGUAAAAAGAAAGGAUUUGACUGUCAUCUCAUUCAUUUUGAACGCUUCUUAUGUCUAGACAAGUUAAAUGCUGCUGGUCGCCAUCCAAACUGGAAGGAUUUGGCUCUUAAAUUGGGGCUCUCCACAGAAGACAGAAACAGAAUAGAAAAUCAUCACAUGUUGGAUGAAAAUUUUAUGCAUUAUGUAAUGGAAGAAUUAGCAGAUAAAACCCUUAAAGACUUGUUGUUAGCAUUGACAGAGCUCGGACUAAUUGAAAUGCAUGAUGAAAUCAAAGGAAAGGUUAGAUUAAGACAGCGCCCACAACAACAGAAUCAUCAAGCUCAGUCAAAUGAACCACCAACAACAGGUCGGUACCAACAACCAGGUGACCAUUAUGAAACACCAGGAACUGCUUAUUCAUGUGAUAGUUAUUUUCAAGAAAACAGAGAGAAGGAGGAAGAGAAAAAAGGAGUUAGUAAUAAAUUCAGCUCAAGUUUAACUCAUGAUAGUCCUCCGAUUGAGUGUACAUCGCUACCAUCUGAAUCUAGGCAUCCUGAUCCGAUUAGAGACCAAGAAAAUAAACUAAAGGAGUGUAAUAAUGCAAGAAAGAUUGAAAAUACCAUUGAAGGUCGGUCUAGCCCAGAAGACAAUACUAGUGUGGAGGCAACACCAUUAUACCCACCAAGUUAUAAUCAUGAACAACAGAUAGAACCUGACUCUAAUGAUUAUCAGUAUGGAGAGAAUAACCUCAAUAUAGAUGAAAGAGAUUCAGAUACUUCAACAGCUGAAGAGAUGCCAGAUGUGGCAUCACUCAAUAAUGAUUGUGUGAAUGAGAGAAUCAUUUCUGAUAAUGCUCAAGAAAACCAACUAGAUAUUAAAAAAUAUGCAAUAAUUCUUUUGGGGAUUACCGGAAUAUUCUUAGUAUACAGAUAUUCUAGGCAUUAACUCUGAUUCAAGGAAAGCUUAUGGAAACUAAAAGAAGGAUUUCUCAAGUUACAACAAUGCAUACAUAUAUACAUACAUGCACACACGUAUAAUAUAUAAGUAUUUACAUAUAAAUCAUAACAAAAUGUAUAUAUAUAUAUACAUGAUGAUUGGCUCAUCUUGUCUGAUUAUAACCGUCCCACAUUCAAUCUGACUUACUUUUAUCCUUACAUGUGCACAGGUAUGACUUUCACACGUUGCCAGGUACCGAUUGCCAUAACACUACAAAAUACAUCAAGAAAUGAAAUGAUGCUGAGACAUCUGUACAUCAUUUGGUUUCAGUGGCAAAACUUGCACAACACUUUUGCCACUCUCUCAGUUGCCAUAGCAGGUUCUAGUGGUAAACAUACACGUACACACAGGAGUGGCUGUGUGGUAAGAAGCUUGCUUCCCAGCCACAUGGUUCCGGGUUCAGUCCCACCUUGGGCAAGUGUUACCAACUAUAACCUCAGCCCAACCAAAGCC